Messenger RNA from Sphaeroforma arctica JP610, 633 nucleotides. RefSeq lists its product as hypothetical. The transcript has a single exon. Bases 1 to 633 code for a protein of 210 amino acids. Lineage: Eukaryota; Ichthyosporea; Ichthyophonida. The record is from RefSeq and is a predicted model, not a curated record.
AUGACGGCCUGUGAUUGCAUAUCCCAGGAUGUGUGUGACGAAUGCACAUGCAAUUGUAAACGAGGACGUUGUUCAGUGUGUAAUAGCGCGUGCAAGAAGUGUAAGUGUGCUUGCAACGGUACGAAUGGCGCAAGGAAACGUGGUCGUCAGAAGGGAUUCACCAAGGUAGUAGGCAAGGUGCAGCGUACUUCAUCAGGACACACAUCAGCUAAGAGAGCAUGUUUAGAUAUUGCGGAGAGUAUACGUGCGCUUGAUACUCCAUCACGUGCUAAGAGUGCGCCAAGUGAGACAUACACACUCUCUGAAAGUCAAAACUUUGUCACAAUCAGCACGAAUAGUAACGAACGUCUAAAUACAAUAGAAAUCUCACGGACAUUUGGAUGGAGUCGUAACAGUAGAAGGGCCUUGCCUAGUACAGAGUUAUGCACUAACAACACUGAAAUCCAAAGAACACAUCCAAAUGGCUGGAGUUGCAUGUCUCAAAUUGUGCUCAAGGCUGCUACCCGUGUAGCAAACAUAGUAUAUCCAGCAGAUGCAGAUGCUUUGUUGCGUAACAUUGCAAGCUCUCUCGGUGCUGCAAGCAAUCCAUCUGAAGACGUCAAUAAACUCCCUGGUGGGCGAGUAUUAAACUGA